Messenger RNA from Toxorhynchites rutilus septentrionalis, 507 nucleotides. Its product is annotated as pupal cuticle protein C1B-like. Lineage: Eukaryota; Metazoa; Arthropoda; Insecta; Diptera; Culicidae. The coding region runs from base 114 to 461 and encodes 115 amino acids. The transcript is spliced from 2 exons. The record is from RefSeq and is a predicted model, not a curated record.
UGAGUUUAAGUACUUUCGGUAUAAAUAUCAACCGAUACGAACUUGGAAGUAUCAUCAGUUCUUCAAGCAGUUUUCUAGCUUCAGCAAGCCUCAAACAACAACAAAAAACCACAAUGUUCGCCAAAGUGAUUGUCCUCGCUGCCGUUGCCAUCGUUUGCGCCAACGGAAAGCCACUGGUUGCUGCCCCGUUAGUGGCCGCGGCUCCAUUUGCAGUGACUGCCCAGAGCUCCCAGUACAUCGCUCGUAAUUACAACGGAAUCGCCGCGGCUUACACUGCUCCAUUCGCUGCUGCUUACACCGCUGCCUCAAUUGCCGCUCCAGUCGAUGCUGCCUACACUGCUGCAUACAGUGCACCUGUUGCUGCUGCUGCUGCCUAUACCGCACCAAUUGCCGCAGCCUACAAUGCUGCUCCACUGGCCGCCGCUUACACCGCUUCCCCUUACUAUCCAUAUGUCCUGUAAACAAUGAAACACCCACUCAAUAAAACCUCCUCGCGCAAAAUUUAAA